AUGACUUCCAUUGGCUUUGCCGAGCCCACCCUUCUCGAACUUGUUCCAACUCUCGUCGGCGAGUCCAACUUUUCUACGUGGACGACUUCAUUGAAGUGGACCCUUGACUCACGCGACCUUCGAUAUUACGAACUUCUCACGGGUGUAUGGAGCGAACCCAGUCCAGCCGACCCCACACAGCCUACUCCCAGCGAAGUCGAGGCUCGUACCCAGUGGGAUACCGCCAGUCGCUACCUUCUUCCGCUGCUGAACGCGACGGUCCACCACACGGUCAAGUACUACAUUCUCGACGCCAAUAAUGCACGUAAUGCAUACGCCAAUCUCCACCGCGCCUUUGCAGCCCGGUCAUACGAAGCUGGCUUCACGAAUUUCCUCAAGUUUAUCAACACCACAUACACUUCAAACAAGCCUCAGGCUUUUGUUAACGAGUGGCGCAUUGCCCUUGGCGAGCUCCAAGAGUGUAACUCGACCAAACUGACACCUCUUCUCAUCUUUUACCAUUUCCUGAAUGCCGUCAGCGCCAAUCCGGCCGCACACUCGUGGCUCGACGGCUUUCUCCAUUCAAAGGUCUCCACCGAUACGACCAUCGAAUCAACCUUCUCGGACUUUGUCGUUUCCGAGGAUCGUCGCCUCAACGCUCUCAAUCAAGCUCACUCCUUUAGCCUGACUAAACUUCCAAAUCAUCUGCCUUUCUUUUGUCAUUUCCACAAUCGUCAAGCCGGUCAUUCUUCUGAGAACUGCUUCCGGAACCCGGCUAACCAAGCCCAAAACCCCUUCGAUAAACCGGCUGCGGCUCCCGCUCAGCGUACAGUCACUGAGGAGUCCCCUCCUGCAUAG
Penicillium coprophilum is the source of this 837-nucleotide messenger RNA. RefSeq lists its product as uncharacterized. NCBI's taxonomy places the organism in Eukaryota, Fungi, Ascomycota, Eurotiomycetes, Eurotiales, Aspergillaceae. The transcript has a single exon. The record is from RefSeq and is a predicted model, not a curated record. The coding region runs from base 1 to 837 and encodes 278 amino acids.